UGACGACCACCAAUGCAUAUAGUAUACUAGCAGCUUAUGGAACUACCUGACACUUCCGAGGAACGAACCGGCGUUUGCACUUUGCAUCGGGAAUGGAUGGCAUCUUCAGUUGGAGUUAGACGUUGUUCGUGAUUGGAUGUGAGGGAGCCAGAGGGAAAGAAAGCAUAGACAGUUGAGAGUUUUGUUUUGGGUGAUGAACUGACUCGUAGAACCAUGGGCAAAUCGAGUAAAGUGAUGACCCCGCGGAACGUGGAGCUUCCAACCCAUGUGAUCCUGGCCAAGAAGGAGAAACCCGGUCAUCCCAAGAAGAAGUGUCUUUGUUUGACCUUGUGGUUGUUCGUGUUGCUUUUGCUUUGUGUGGCUGUUGUGAUUAUCGCCCAUUUUCUUCUGCCCCAGAACUUGAAUCAGAACCUGGAGCGACUGGAAUGUCUCGAGACAGCCGGAGUUGGGUUAGAACAAAAGACCUCGAUGAGUGACUUGAUUGUGGUGGGUACGUUCGAGCCAGAUCCAGAUCGAAAGCACCAGGACCACAAGUUCAUCCGAGUGGAGCGAUCUCUGAAAGGGGUCAGAGACACGGACGAUUAUCUACCUUUCUCGGCCCCGCCAAACUUCGAAGACUGCUUGGAUCAAACAGACCAAGACGGCCACGACCACGAGGUUCCAACCCCGAAAGUGUACUUCCUUACCCAAUUUGGCGAUUUAUGGAUCCCUAGAUUCCAACCCAUGCUGGUCUCGGACAAGCUCACUCAAGUCAUUCGAGAUCUCUUGGAGAAUUCCGACCUUGUGACAAAUGAGCAAGUAGAACCUCGAUCCCGACGUCCUCAGUUUCAGGAAUCAAGUUCCAUUCCCCUUGGUCGUCCAGAGGUGACCAGUCCUUCCCCUCCUUCAGACCCUUGUUCAUCCGUUCCCUGUCAAUUUGGUGGCAAAUGCAUGAUUCGGCUCCUGUCCCGUGACCAGGAGCCGUUUUGCUCGUGCGAAAAUCUCUGCGACGAAUCGGAUGAGAGGAUCGGGAAUUUCCCCGUUUGUGGAACCGAUCAUGUCACUUAUCGCAACAGUUGUGAGCUGAAGGAAGCUGCUUGUGGAAAGCAACAGAACAUCACCAUGAUCUUGGCCCAACAAUGUGAGGAAGCCAGUCUAUGUGGGCCUGACCCUUGCCCCUUUAACGGUGUGUGCGCCCGGAAUUACGAAGGCAGGUUCGAGUGCCAAUGCCAAGAAUGCUAUCCGGAAAACCAAGAGGACUUUGAGCCCGUCUGUGGAUCCGACAACGUCCAAUACGCGAGUGAGUGCGACUUGAGAAAGACCAGUUGCCAACAUCGUGAGGAGAUUACCGUCAAGAAAUACGGGAAAUGCGAAACGUGCAAAGAUAAAAGAUGCGGCCCUUACGAAGAAUGCAUCGAGGACACCAAUGGCAAUCCCAAAUGUGUUUGUCAGAAAUGCAGUAAUGAUCCGGCGGAAGAGGUGUGUGGCUCUGAUGGAAUCACCUAUUUCUCGUUAUGCCAUUUACAACGAGCCUCGUGCACCCAGGGGCAGGACAUAUAUGCGGAACAUUACGGAGCUUGUGAUCCGUGCAAUGAGGUGACUUGCAAGUUCGGCUCCUAUUGUAGCGAGGGUCAAUGCAUUUGUCGGAGGGAGUGUCCAGAUAGCUACGAGCCCAUUUGCGCAUCCAAUGGCAAAACCUAUUUCAACUAUUGUUUCCUGGAGAAAGAUAAUUGCGCUCGGCAGCACGAUGCCAACUUUGAGCAAUUCAAAGUGGUCGAAUCGCGCGUUUGUCAUGAAGAAUCGCCUCAUUGUGACGGCUCAAUCUGCGAGUGUCCCGAUGGGGUCAAAGGACCACUGUGCAAUCGUUGCAAAACCAAUUAUUGGGCAUUUACCAGUUUCGGAUGCAAAGAGUGCAAAUGCAACCAAUACGGCGCCGAGUCCAUGGACUGCAAUGCCCAGACCGGGAUUUGCCCUUGCAAACGCGGAUUCUCGGGCGACCAUUGCGAAAUCUGCCCCGAUGGAACUCUCACCACGGAAUCAGGGUGCAUUUCAGUGAGUUCAACGAAGUACGAUCGACCCAUUCCUUGUGGUGAGAGCCAAUGCAACUACGGAGCCACGUGUUCCAACACAGGUGGGAGGAUGAGGUGCAUUUGCGAAAUCGAUUGUAGAAACCCGCUCUACUAUCGAGAGGCGGUUUGCGGCACGGAUGGCAACACCUAUCGAUCCGAAUGCCAAUUGAGACAAAACUCUUGCCGAAAGCAAACGGACAUUGCCAUCACUAAUUUUGCACCAUGCAAAGAUGCUCCUGAUCAGAUCUAUGGCCAAAACAAGAAUCCCCGUCAGGUUCUGUCGGAUCAAAAACCCUCAACCGGUCAAAUUGGCGAGACUUGCUUGACCGAUUCGGAUUGCAUCAAGGAUAACACUAAAUGUUCGCUUAAUCGAUGCAUUUGUGACGAAUAUUCGGAGUAUGACAAGCAAACCAAGGGUUGCAAGGCCUUGAAAAAAGAGACCACCUUUACACCUGGAUUAUGUGAUCCCAAUCCUUGUCAUGGUGGUGGAACCUGUGAGGAACACGACGGCGUAUUUACGUGUUAUUGCCCUCCUGGAUUUGCUGGAACACUCUGUCAACAUGACUUGUCCAAAUCUAGCAUCAGCGUGGCCAGCUUUAUUGGGAACACCCUAAUGGCCGUAAAGACUCCAGUAGAUUCGGUCAAUCGCUUGGAGAUAAAACUCAAAUUUCGAACAUUUGCACAUGACGGACUCAUAUUAUACAACGAAGGGAACAUCGACAAUGGAGAGACAGACUUCCUCUCCUUGGCGAUCGUGGACCGUUAUGUCGAGUUCCGUUAUGACUUGGGAAGUGGCCCAGUUGUCUUACGGUCCAAUUCUGAAAUUGUCCCUGGUCAAUGGCAUGAACUCGUGGCCAAGCGAUAUCAUCACGAUGGUCUUUUGGAGAUGGAUGGAGACAAGGUCAUGGGCUCCUCCAAAGGAUCGCUCCGAACCUUAAAUGUUGGCGAAUUGCUCUGGAUUGGAAAUGUGGACACAAAAUACGAGUCCAAUGUCUUAAAGAAAGUUGGCACUGCUAAAGGUUUCACCGGAUGUCUCAAGGAUCUGUUGUUAAGCCGGAAGCCCGUGGCACUACAAUCCGAACAAGAGCCUAUGAUCAUGCAGAGAAAGAAUGUGGUGGAUUGUGAGGAGAACCCGUGUGUCCGGAUGCCUUGUAAUCAGGAAGGAUCUUGCAGUGUCAAGAAUCAAGGGUUUGAAUGCGAAUGCCCGUCGGAGUUCACAGGUCGCCGAUGUCAGAGAAAAAGAAAUCAAUGUCAUCCAAAUCCGUGUAAAAAUAAAGGCCAGUGCAAAAUGAACAAAGCCCAGACGACCUUUACUUGCUCAUGCCAAACAGGAUUCUUUGGUCGCCUUUGUGAGGAUUCCGAUCCAGAGAGUUCCUGGGAACGUUACAGAAAGAGCACUUCCAAGUACGACCGACAAAAGCUUUCGUUUGGUAUUCAAACGAAUCUUUCCGAGGCCGGAGAACUGUUCACCGUUCCAAUCCGCCUUUCAAACAACCAUCUGGGACACUUGACCUUGUCAGCUUCCGAGAAAGGCCAUUUAGUAAUCAAAGUACAAGAUGAAGGUGCUCUCGUUAUUGGGGCUCUCACUACAGAUCUGACCAUUUCCGAUGGGAAUUGGCACAGAAUCAACAUCCUUCGACAGGACUCUUCGCUGAAUGUGCACUUGGAUGGGGAGCGACGAAAUUUCCCUGACAAGAUUGAUUAUUUGGACUUUAUCAGUCACGGUCAAUUAACUUUCGGUCCAUCUACGAGUCGCAGUCUCUGCCUUCGACAUUACAUUUUGAAAACGUGGAAGAACAAUCGUCAUUCCAAGACCAACCCUGUGGAUAUAUGCAAAUAGAACGACUAACCACUUUAACCAAGACAAGUCGAUGAAGCGAACACAAGUUUUACUAAUGAUUUAUUAUUAAUCCAGAAACUCCACUGUGAUAACUAUGGCUGUGAUCAGAUGCGAUUGUUCAAAUGCAAUAAAUGUGGUUCUCAAUAAUACAUGUAUUUAAACACAG
Tigriopus californicus is the source of this 4054-nucleotide messenger RNA. RefSeq names its product agrin-like. The transcript is spliced from 15 exons. Gene Ontology annotation, molecular function: calcium ion binding; protein binding. The record is from RefSeq and is a predicted model, not a curated record. NCBI's taxonomy places the organism in Eukaryota, Metazoa, Arthropoda, Copepoda, Harpacticoida, Harpacticidae. The coding region runs from base 214 to 3888 and encodes 1224 amino acids.